AUGAAGUCACAAAAUUGUAAAUUUGAAGUAUUUUUCAAAAAUGACAAAGGUUUUGGAUUAAGACUUUUAGAGCCUUUAAAGAAAGGUCGAUUCAUAACAGAGUUUCCAGAAGCAUCAUCAAGUUAUGAAGAUUUGAGUGAUAUUACAGAUCAAUGGUUAACACAAGGUUUGUGGAAUGUUGUUCAGGACAAAACAACCAUCCAGGAUACAAAACAACUGGGCGGUAUAAUGUCCAAGUAUAUUAGUCAUUCAAAUGAGGCAAAUUGUGUUGUUCAGAAAUGGCAGGUGGGAGAAUUAAUAAUGACUGGACUAUACGCAAAAAGAGACAUUGAACAGAAUGAGGAACUUUUCUUGGAUUACACAGUUCCUUAUACCGGGCAUGGAAUCAUUGAUCCUAAGCCUGAUCCAUUAAUUGCAACUGAUAAGAACUUUUCCGACAAUCUCGGAAAACCAAUUGAAAAUGCUGAUGAUGUAAUUAAUUUCAGAAUAGAUUUGUUUCGUUGCACACACCGGUUUGAUAUGGCACCACAAGUAUUGGGUAGAUUAUCGAUUACCAAUGAUAUAAUUAUUCUCGGAUUUUUUAUUGAAGCACUAGGACUUGAUGUGUUGAGAGAUUUGUUGAAAGGAGAUCCUCCUAAUCUUGUCACUAUUAAAAAGAUAUUGGAAAUACUCAAGAAAUUGCCUUGUGACAGAAAAUAUUUAAAAUUUUAUAAUGAUUCAAAAAUCAAAGAAACACUAAUAAAAUUAGCACCUAAAAUAGUACAAUUCAAUGAUUUGUUUCAACAUCUCCUAAAAAAAUGGACAGAAAUUGAACCAAAGACUACACCUAGAAAACCCACACCAAUACCAUUACCACCUUUGCCACCAGUGCCAUCACCCUUUUCUGUAUCAUCACCUUACACUGCAACCAUUAAAUAUGCUCCCAGAUUCGAGCCUUAUUAUAAACCAAGAAAUUAUUAUGCUCCUCAUAAACCAUCACAAUCAUAUACUACUUCCACAACAACAAUAAAUGAUCCGCAAAGAAUAGCAAAAGAAGAUAAGGGCAAAGCACCUGCUUACGUUGGACCUAAUCAGUUGAAAAGUCAAGUAACGUAUGAAUCAUAUCCUAAGCAAAGAAAACAAAAUACACCUAUAAAAUCAUCCCAACCAACUAUAAUAAAAGAUAUACAAAGUAUCACAAAGAUUGAAAAUGAAAAAUCCAGUAGCAGCUUAAAGUCUAAAUCAUCAUUGUCAUCAUCUGCGAGAUAUGAACCAUAUGCAAUUCCAAAAAAACCUGUCACGCCAAAAUCAUCUCAAGAAUCAGCUGCUGGCCCUACUAUUGCUCCUAAAAUUAAUGAUGAUACAUUAAAAGAUAAGCUUCAAGGUGAAAUUAAUGCUGCAGUCUACCAAUGUAGUUUGGAAUUUAAGAAUGGUCUUGAUGAUAGAACUUUUGAGGAACAUGUUACCAAGUUAGGUGGACUUUGUUUUCAAAAGGAAUCAAAAAUUCCAAAAUCAACUGGACAAAAUUCUUAUGAAUUCACUGAUAAAGUUAGAAACCGUAUCAAAGAUUUUGUUAAAAUAUAUAUGAAAAAAUUAGUUGCAAAAGUUCAAGCAUCUAAAAUAGAACAGGAAAAAACGACUGAUUAG
Messenger RNA from Entrophospora sp. SA101, 1626 nucleotides. The record is from the annotation of a GenBank genome assembly. Lineage: Eukaryota; Fungi; Glomeromycota; Glomeromycetes; Entrophosporales; Entrophosporaceae.